Messenger RNA from Clavispora lusitaniae ATCC 42720, 699 nucleotides. The record is from RefSeq and is a predicted model, not a curated record. Lineage: Eukaryota; Fungi; Ascomycota; Pichiomycetes; Serinales; Metschnikowiaceae.
CUUUUUAGUGCUGGUAAUGUAUUAUUGCUUGACACCGUUGGAAAGAUUCUAGCGCUUCAAAGGCUAGUCAAUGAUUUGGUUCCAGAAAAUGGUCGUUAUGGAGGCAAUGAGGUUUACAAUUCUUUUGAUACGACUCUAUUCACUGACGAUGAAUGCUACGAAGCUUCAACUUAUUCUCAGACACAAAUCCGGGAGUGGCUAAGUGUUCACAAGGAAAAACUUUUGAAGGACACACUGGAGAAGAAAAAGAAAAAGGUUUUUUCUAUCCAUAAGCUACUUUUUAUUAGUGCCAGUCACUUAUCCAGCGACCUCAUUUUGAAAUGCUUGGUCGAAAAUGGUGUAGAUCCAUCAAGAAUUUGUACAGAUCUUGAAGAAGACGAAGAUCUCGCUAACAAGACGGUUGACGCAUUGACUGAUGCUGAGGUAAGAUAUGUGGAUCUCAUUGAGAAGGCACGUGAAGGGAACUCUAAAGGUUGGAUCAUUUCAAAAAGAAAUGCCUUGUAUAACCCAGAAGAUGAACAGUCUUUGGAAUAUAUUUUUGAUGAAUUCCACCCCUUCGAGCCUUUCAAAGAGAAUAAAAUCAAUCUUAAAUUCGAGUCUUUUGAUGGUUACAACAAAACGCUUGACAAAUUCUUUUCCACCAUCGAGUCGACAAAGUACACAUUGAAAGGUGGAAACAACAAAAGCAAAAUGCCCUGA